AUGUUUAGAGCAUGCGGAUUUGUGAGGCGAAUGGGCACCACGGGGGGGGGCUAUUCCCGCCGACCUGAGGGUAACUCCCCCUUCAAUGAUGAAUUUCUGAAAAAGGCGUUCGAAAGGAUAUCCAUGGGAUCUCCCUCACCGUCGUCAUCAUCGUCAUUUUCGUCAUCUUCACCUGCAUCAUCAGUGGCCCCCCCGAGGGCCAAAAUAAACAGCGUCCUAAACUUUCUGCUGUGCUCCAAGAUCCUGCAUACCAAAUGGUCCAAGUUAGAAUUAAUUGAUGAGCUAUACAAACGGAAGAUUGACAAGACGCUUUCAUUCCAUUUGAACGUUUUGUAUGGGUUGGGUUCCAAGGGGAUACACUUAAGGAGGAAGGGGAUAAUAUCGCCCGUGCUGUUUCAACCCCUGCUGGAUUACAGCCAGUUUGUUUACAUUGUGCAGGUGAUGAAAAUUGCAGACAGGGAGAGACAAGCUGGAACGCAAGAGCAGGCCGAUUUCGUUCGGAGCUUCUUCAGAGGGUAG
Messenger RNA from Plasmodium coatneyi, 519 nucleotides. RefSeq lists its product as uncharacterized. The transcript is spliced from 2 exons. The coding region runs from base 1 to 519 and encodes 172 amino acids. Lineage: Eukaryota; Apicomplexa; Aconoidasida; Haemosporida; Plasmodiidae. The record is from RefSeq and is a predicted model, not a curated record.